CUUGUUUACAUUACUUUAGUUGAUUCUUAUAGAGGAGGACAUUGGACAUUCAUUUGUAAUUUGAGUUGUGUGAAAUUAGUUUAAAUAUAGUGGUGUAAAUAUUUAUAAUACAAUAUAUUAUUGUCUAAGUUUAAAGAAUUGUAUUUAGUUAUACAAAUUUGUGGUGUCUGGGUGCAAAUGAUUCAGGAAACUACAGUUAUAAACAUAAAAUAUUAAAAUGGCUGGGAAAAGUCGUGGAAAAUUAUUUGAAUUACUCUCAGACAACGAUGGUUCCCUUACCAGUGGAUACCGCACUGCGCCGAAUAUGUCUUCAAUAUCAUCAAAGUUAAAUGCCGUUUCUAUUUCAACAAGUUCUGAGAGUACUUCUUCAUCAGGAGGUGAAGUACCACUCCGACAAGUUGAAGGUGUCGGAAGACGGUCAAAACUAUUUGCGCAUAUGUUAGGAGAGGUUUCAAGUAUUAGUACAAAAACGGAAGAAAGCAACAAACCUCAACAAAGAGCACAAAUUUAUAAUCAGAAACCCAUUCCAACACAAACGGAAGUUCAAAACCAAGGAGAUUAUUCAGGUUCUGAAGGUGUUAAAGUAUCUAUGGUUGCCAACUAUAUCAAACUUAAUGUGUUGCCAGAUAGUGGAGUGUAUGAAUAUAAUAUAAAAUUCACUCCAAAUAUUGAAAUUAAUAGCCUAAAAAGUAAAUAUCUUUAUGACCACGAAGAAAUUUUGGGCAGAACAAAGAUGAUCAAUGGAUCACAGUUACUAUUGCCAAAGUUAUUACCAAAUACACAAACACAUCUUAUUUCUAGAAACGAUAGAGAUGGUUCUGAAGUUAAGAUACAAAUUACUUUUAAUCAAAAAAAAUCUGUAAAAGAUUGCUUACAUCUGUAUAAUAUUUUAUUUGAUAGAAUUAUGAAAACAUUAAAUUACAUUCGUGUUGGUAAAAAGCAGUUUGAUCCCACAAAUCCCAAAAUAAUGCCAACUGCAAAGUUAGAAAUUUGGCCUGGAUAUGCGACUGCAGUAACUGAAUGUGAAGGAGGAUUAAUGCUUUGUUGUAAUCUAUCUCAUCGCUUGCUUAAUCAAAAAACUGUUCUUGAAUUGCUUACUGAAAUAUAUCAAUCAAAACCAUCAGAAUUUCAAAUUAAUGCAAAAAAGGCUUUACUUGGUUCUGUAGUAAUAACACGUUAUAACAAUAAGACGUACAGAAUUGAUGAAAUCAAAUUUGAUACUAACCCUCUUGAUGAAUUUGAUAUGAAAGGACAAAAAAUUUCAUAUGUUGAUUAUUAUUUUAAAACUUACAGAAUUGAUAUAAAGGAUAAAAAACAACCACUUUUAGUAACCAUAAAAACGGUUACUCGUCCCGAUAAUACAGUUGAAGAAUGUGUAUUUAGUUUAGUUCCAGAAUUGUGUCAUCUAACUGGUCUUCAAGAUAACUUACGUUCAGAUUUUAAAUUAAUGCGUGAAAUCGCCACAUUCACAAAAGCAUCGCCAAAUCAACGAUUGCUGUCUUUAGAAAAAUUUGUUGAUAAUGUUAAUAACACUUCAGAAGCCAAAUUAAUAUUAUCAAGCUGGGGUUUAUCUCUCGCUGAAAAACCACAACCAUUAAUGGGUAGAGUAUUAGGAGAAGAACGAGUGUAUUUUGGAUCAAAAAAUUUCGGCUGUGGUGUAUCUACCGAUUUUGGAAAAUACGCGACAAAUAAUUAUUUGCUGAAUCCAAUAAAUGUAUUGGAUUGGAUAUUAAUUUAUUGUAAAAGGGACGAAAAUGCAGCAAGGACAUUUAUUGAACAAUAUGAAUAUUGUACUAACGCAAUGGGAAUAAAAGUACAAAGACCUAAAACAGUAAUGCUGGAUAAUGAUCGUAUUGAUAAUUUAGCGAUAGCUUUACGGAAGGCAAUUACGAGACAAACGCAAAUCGUUGUUAGUAUAUUUCCAACCAACCGAGAAGAUAGAUAUGCGACUAUGAAAAAACUUUGCUGCACUGAAUUUCCAGUUCCCUCUCAGGUUAUUAUUGCAAGAACGUUAGGAAAUCGAGCAAAAGUCAAAUCAAUAGUUCAAAAAAUCGCGUUACAAAUAAAUUGCAAAGUAGGUGGAGAUCUGUGGCAUGUAAAUAUACCGUUUAAAAAUGUCAUGAUAUGUGGAGUAGACGUUUACCAUGAUCCAUCAAAAAGACAAAAUUCUGUUUCAGCGUUUGUAAGUUCUUUGAAUAACACAUAUUCAAAGUGGUUCAGUCAAGUUUUUAUUCAGAAGCCUAAAGAAGAAGUCAUUAGUGGAUAUUGUGCAAUUUUAGUUCAAGCUAUCGCUAAUUAUGAGAAAUUAAACAAAUGUUUACCAAAUAAUAUUAUAAUAUAUAGGGAUGGUAUAUCGGACGGAGAAUUUGGUACAACUGCACAAUAUGAAAUUGAACAACUAAAAGAUAUAUGUCAAAACUCCUAUCCUCAACCAAUAUUAUUAACGUAUAUAAUUUCACAAAAACGUAUCAAUGCUCGUUAUUUUACGAAUUUCGCCGCGGGUUCCGCAGGAAAUCCCUCACCUGGAACAAUAGUCGACAAUAUUAUUACACGAAAGUGCCUUUAUGACUUUUACUUGGUUUCUCAGUCUUUAAGAGAAGGAACUGUAACACCCACCCAUUAUGUCGUAUUAAAUGAUGACGGUAAAUUUAAACCAGAUAUAAUUCAGCGCCUCACGUAUAAAUUAACUUUCAUGUAUUAUAAUUGGCCUGGAGCUAUUCGUGUAACUGCUUGUGUUCAAUAUGCACACAAAUUGGCUUAUUUGGUUGGACAAUUUGUAAAAAAACAUCCUGGAAAAGAGCUAGAAGAUAAAUUAUACUAUCUUUAAACUCUUCGGAUCAGCAUUGUUUUCAAUAAAUAAUCUCAUAAUUUUAAUAUUACCAAAAAACUGUACAUCUGCACGCAUGGAUCUACAAGACCAAAACUGCAGGAAACUAUUCCUAAGAUAACAUGGCCGGAGGCGCGGAGAUAUCAUACGGAGUAAUUUUAAAUGAACGCAAAUGCGUUUAAAAUUAAUCUUUAAUUCUAUAUUAACUAAAUAUCUUAAGAGGCUUCUAGUUAAGAAAUAAAACUUAUGUAUAAAGCAUUUGGAGAUGAACAGUUUAUUUGGCAAU
This is a messenger RNA of Teleopsis dalmanni, 3113 nucleotides long. RefSeq names its product protein argonaute-3. The transcript is spliced from 8 exons. NCBI's taxonomy places the organism in Eukaryota, Metazoa, Arthropoda, Insecta, Diptera, Diopsidae. The record is from RefSeq and is a predicted model, not a curated record. The coding region runs from base 218 to 2827 and encodes 869 amino acids. Gene Ontology annotation, cellular component: P granule. Gene Ontology annotation, biological process: regulatory ncRNA-mediated gene silencing. Gene Ontology annotation, molecular function: piRNA binding; protein binding.